Molecule: messenger RNA, 879 nt
Organism: Lycium ferocissimum
Lineage: Eukaryota; Viridiplantae; Streptophyta; Magnoliopsida; Solanales; Solanaceae
Product: CASP-like protein 2B1
Exons: 3
Coding region: 135-740 (201 amino acids)
Source: RefSeq, a predicted model, not a curated record
AGAGUCUCUUCUAUAUAAGAGGUUCAACUUUUCUUGUAAAAUUGCAAUUGCCUUUUUCUUUUGUUUUUCACUAAGCUAAUAAAAAAAAUAAAGCUUUGAGUUUGUGUUGCAAUUGCUUUAAUCCUAAAAAAAAAAUGAGUUAUUUGGGAGUUGGAGUUAGUCCUGGAAAUGUUCCAGUUUAUCAUGGGAAUAAUUUAAAGGUGAUUGAUAGGAGAGUGAGAGUUACAGAGCUUGUGUUAAGGUGUGUGAUUUGUGGUUUAGCAAUUCUUGGUGCUGCUCUCAUUGGAACUGAUAGACAAGUUAAAGUGAUUUUCUCAAUUGAGAAAGUUGCUGAAUUCACAGAUAUGAAAGCUCUCGUGUUUUUAGUGAUAGCCAAUGGAUUAGCUGCUGCCUACUCACUGGUGCAAGUUCUAAGGUGCAUGUUGAGUAUGAUUAGAGGAAGUGUUCUCUUCAAUAAACCAUUGGCGUGGGCUAUUUUUUCUGGUGAUCAGUUGAUGGCCUACUUGACACUGACCGCCGUGGCGGCGGCCGCGCAGUCGGCGGUGUUUGCCAAGUUAGGACAACCAGAGUUACAAUGGAUGAAGAUAUGCAAUAUGUAUGGGAAAUUUUGCAACCAAGUGGGAGAAGGAAUUGCAAGUUCUUUAAUUGUGAGCCUUAGCAUGAUAGUUCUCUCUGGUAUUUCAGCUUUUGGUCUCUUCCGUUUGUAUGGAAAUAAUAAAGGAAAGGGCAAUGCAAUAUAAUGAAAUGUAACUUUAGUGGAUUUCCUUUGGUCUUUUUCUUUUUUUAGAUCUUUUUUUUUCUUUUCUCUUGGCAGUUGUAAAAUAAAUCAAAGACCAAAGUUGGUGAAAUUAUAAUGAUUUCAGUUUUUUCUUGAUCAAA